ACUUUUGUAGUUGGUUUUGGCACAACGAUAGACUGACAAAAUGAACAAAUUUCUAGUAAGCCUCGGUUUGGUUGUUCUUGCUGCAAGCUGUGUAGUUUGCGCACCAAAAUCCAGCGAUGGUGGAAGACAUCGAGGAGUGAUCGAGGAAGCAGAUGUGCAGAUUGGUGAAAUCGUCAAACCAUACAUCGGCGAACGAAGAUUGGUGUCAAAGGCACUGCAAAAGUUCCUUAAAGAAUCCGAUUACCAAGUCAUAAAAGAUCUUUCUCGUGAUUUCAACAGACACAAGGCCAAGUGCGAAGAUAUUGAAAAGAAAAUGAAUGACACCAUCGAAGACCUCAGCAACUGCCUCGAAGGCAUCUCCAUUGGAUCUAAUACCGUCUGCUCCACCGUUCAACAUGCAGUUGAGAAAUGCGCCAAGCCAGUCAUUGAAUUAGUAAGCGGAUGUUUACCAGAAGAAUCCAGAGAACUUCCCGCCUUAGCUGAAGGAAUUAGUCUCGGUCUUCUCAAACAAGCUUGCAGUUCUACAGUAGAAGAAAUGUUGGAAUUGUUCAACCCAUGCCAAUGGAAGAGUUUCGGAAGAAUUGAAAAAACAGAUUCCUGCAAAGCCGUCGCCACUGAAGUAGAAAGUUGGGAUCAAAAGAAACCACUUCCUACCACUGAGAACAUUUGCACAGUUUUGCCCAAAAUCAAGAAAUGUUCCUCCGACUUCCACGGCCAGUACUGCAAGAAUCCCGUGACUCUCAGCUCCUUUGCCAAAUUCCACAAGGCCGUCGAAGACAGGACUGAAAAAAUUUGUCACAAUCCCGUCAAAAACGAAGUCGCUUAAUUUAUGAAUGUUAGUUUUUGUUAAAUAAAUUUUAUACUGUUAUUUUUAUUCCUUUAUCUUUUAUUUUUGGCCAGUUUUACAUUUUUUAAAUAAAUAAACCUACAUCAAUUAUAGAUAGAAGAAACUAUAAAUUUAAAAUCAUCUCAAACUACGUGCUACUAAUGAAUAUCACUGGAUCAAUAGAUUCUAUAAGCACGAUUCAGGAAUAUAUCACAGACUUACUAGCCUUGCCCGAUAGGCUCAGUCAAGUUUACCCCCAUUUAAAGGAAAUAUCCAUAAAAUGCAAAUUCAUGUCCUUAAGGAAAAAAAUCUAUAAUUCCCUUGGUAAUGAGGCAUCGGACUGGGAAAGAGACACAUUUCAAUUAAGCCAACAUUAAGAUUAACCUCUCUACUUCAAUGGAAUAUUGAUGGAUUUUUCCAUCGCCUUGCUCCAGUAACUACAAAUCUGGAAGUUGAAGGUGGAGAAAUACAAUCAUCAAACAGGUAUUUUAUUUGCAAUGUUUACUUACCAUUCAGUCACCAAAUACGUACAACGAUUUAAAGGAUUUAUUCAAUCAAAUAUCAUCCUCUGCAUUAUUGUGGGCGAUUUGAAUAGUUAUAAUAUUAUCUGGGAAUUCCCUUCAGUUAUACAGUUGCUAAAGGAAGAAUUGUCGAAAAUAUAAUUUCAGAUUUUCAAUCGACUUUUCUUAAUGACGGAUCUCCAACCAGAUUUAACACUAAUACCGGAGAUUCUCCAGCAAUUAAUCUGUCUUUGCGACAAUGCACUCACACCUCGAUUAUUUUGGAGAAGCUUUACAAUACACGUAUGGGAGCGACCAUCAUCCUAUAGUAAUAAAACAUUUUAUGGCUCUGACCCAUGAGAUUUUCUUACCCAGAUGGAAAACUGAAACCGCCGAUCGGUAAAAAUGGCUGAAAGCAAUGAUGGGUCCUUAAAGAAUUUAAAUAGCAAUAUUAUGAGUAGUGCUAAGCAAUUUGUUGGGAAAACAAAAAAGACAAUAAAUAAUCAGAUUUCUGUACCUUGUGGGGCUGCUAUCAGAGCAAGGAAAACUUCAUUUUAUAAAUAUAAGAGAUAUAAAACACCUGAAAAUAAAAUCAUGUUCAAAUCACUUAAAGCUAAGACACAGCUCAUUAUAAAACAAGCUAAGAACAAAGUCCUCCUGGUCCAAGAAUUUUUUAGAAAUGUAUUCCUCAACUCCUGUCAGCGAAGUGUGAAAAAAAAAUAAAUAUCUCUUGUUUUAAAUACACGUCAAUUAUUUCUAAAUUAAAAGUAGACAAAAAGAUUUCAUUUUCUCCUUAUGAAAUAGUUAACACCUUAACUGAAACUUUGAAAGAAAUGUCUUCAAAUAGUAACUACAAUGAUACAUUCCUUAAAAAGAAAAUACUGAUAUCUUUGCAAAUGAUAAUUUAAACGAUCCAUUAGAUGUACUUCCACUAUUGAAGAACUAGAAAAUGCUUUUUCCGAAUUAAAAAACACUAGCAAGGGUCCACACGACGUCCCGGUUAUAUUUUUAAAACAUCUUGCUUACUCAGAAAAAUUAUUUAUUCUUUAACUUUUUAACUUACUUUCUUCAAUUUGGUCUAAAGCUAUUACAUUACCUUUUUUAAACUCUCAAAAAUCAAACCUAGAACCUGAUUCAUACAGGUCUUAUAAGCAAAUUAAUGGAAAAAGAGGUAAAUCUUAUAUUAACGUGGACAUUAGAAUCAUCAAAGCGCUUAAUUUUGGCACAAUAUGGUUUUAGACAAAAUCGCUCGGAUAUUGACAAUAUACUUGAUCUAAAAUAUAACAUUCAUGAAGCGCUAGCAACCAAGCAACACUCUAUUGCAAUAUUUUUUAAUUUGAAAAAGGCACUUAAUACUUGUUGGAAAUUCAAUAAUUUCAAAGAAUUAUUAUUGAAUUGGUCAUCUCCAUCUUCGGUCUUUGUACAGAAAUGCAUUUAAUUUUCAGUUAGUAAAUCAUAAAAGAUAUUUCUGUUGUUUAUAUUCAAAACCAUGAUCAAUUUUUGCUUGACAUAUUGUAAGCUGAUAUUAGUAUUCUGUUGAUAUUGUCACGGUAGGAGCUGAAGGAUUAGUAUCCCCAGCCUCCAAGUUUUCAAAUUUUUUCCUUAGUUCACAGUCUUUUUCUUGUUCGUUAUUUUCAUCAGAUGUAGUUGGUCCCUGUUUAUAGUAAAAUUUCAAACAGCGAAGUUUACGGGAAUGUUUUUACCUUUUGCCGUCAUCACUUUUGUGACAGGGUCCUUAAGAAGAAUUUUCUGCCAGCCAACAAGGAGAAUAAUGAAAGUGAUGAUGUGUAGCUGGAGACUUUAAAUGGUGGCGUAGCUUAUGAUAUGUUUAGACUUUGAUCGAAAUCGAAAAUGUCGUCCACUCCAAUGCGAUCUAGAGCUUGACUGUCUAUCAACACAUCUUUUUUCCUUGGGCUUUUUUCUUUUAUCUUUUUCCCUUCUUCUUCACCUGAGGCAGAGCUGGAACUAGACGAAAUUGUAGCGUUUUAAAUUUGUUUAACUAUAAAAUAUUUUCUGUAUUAAAUUUUGUAGUACGCCCCUGAGUUUUUGUCUUUUGUACGCAUUCAAAAUUAACAAGAAAUAAUUUAUGUAUGUGUUAAAAAUUGCGUUUAUUUUUUUACGUUUCUUGAAGUCAGUUGAGGAAUGUCUCAAGGUUAAAUUUCGGUUUAAUUCGGCGUAGAAGUUAAAUGUAUUUAGAAGUGGAUUUCAAACGGGAAAUGUUUCAAGGUUGUUUGAUGAGAUAGGCAAAAAGGAUGUUUUUUUGAGUUCGGUGGACGAACUAGCAUCGGGAGACGUGAUGGGAAGGAUUGGCGUUUCGUUUGUAAAUCGAACGAAGAGUUUCAAGUGGGAAGAAUGGCUUGAACAGAACGGAGGUUAACUGUUAGGUAGUGACCCGGCAUUAAUUCGCCAGAAAUAGUGGACUUUCACUCAUGUAAUGUGUCAUAUUUGAAAGAGUGACCACUGCUUAGGUUUUCUGAAGAUUUUCGAAUGUUUGAAAAAUGAACAAGUUUGGUUCCUGUUUUUUUUUAAGAAAUCCCGUUUUUCCAAGAUUUGUGCAAAUGCCUUUUCAGCUUAUUUAGCAUUUUAUUGGAGCAGUUUUGUAUUUGAACGUGCCAGUGUGCCAGUUUCAGCCUCCAAUGGAUAAAGCUUUUCGUUGAUGAUGUCCAGAUAGAUACCCCAGAGAUAUUAGCAAGUUUUUUUAAAAGUUAAGUGUGAAAUAUGUGAUUUAAGGUAACAUUAAAUAAUUAAUUUUCAAAGUAAAAUGGACAUUUUCUAUCAAUAAUUGCUUUCGUUUAAAAUUUAAGAAUCUGUAAUAAUUAAAAUUAUAUUUUACUAGGGCGUGGUUUAAACUGACAUAAUUUUAUUCUGUCUUAAAAUGUUGUGUUAACAUAUGACAGUUAGCUUUAACCUGUUUGUUUAUUGUAAAAAAAAUUUAAUUUGAUUAUAUAGAAAAGAUGUUUUAUAGAAAAGGUUAAAUUUUAAAAAUUAAUUAUUCUACGAUAUUUUCAUUUACAAGGAUAUCCUUAAUUUCAAUAAUCUAUUUUGGUCACAUUAAUAUAUAACCUAAUAACCAUUUUGAAAGAUUUUGUAGCAAUCUCCUUUGUAAACAGAUAGACACGUAAGUUUUUUCUAAUUUUGUAUAUUGCAACUAUGUAUAUAGUAUAUUUUUUGUGCCAUUUGUAUUUUUGAUAACUGUUUGUUUGAGACGAAAAUAAAUGUUUAUUUCUCUGAUUC
Molecule: messenger RNA, 4560 nt
Organism: Diabrotica balteata
Lineage: Eukaryota; Metazoa; Arthropoda; Insecta; Coleoptera; Chrysomelidae
Source: the annotation of a GenBank genome assembly